AUCAGUUACAUGGAAGAAAGAAAUCAAACCUGUGUCACACAAUUUAUUCUCCUGGGACUCUCAGAUGAGGGGGGGCUGCAGUCACUUCUCUUUUGGCUGUUCCUGUCCUUGUACUUGGUCACCUUCACUGGGAACCUGCUCAUGAUCCUGGCCAUUAUCACAGACUCCCGCCUCCACACGCCCAUGUACUUCUUCCUCUCCAACCUGUCCUUUUCAGACAUCUGUUUCACCUCCACCACCGUCCCAAAGAUGCUGCUGAACAUCCAGACGCAGAGCAAAGUGAUCACCUAUGAAGGCUGUCUCAGCCAGAUGUACUUUUUCAUGCUUUUUGGAGUAUUAGAUAAUAUACUCUUGACAGUGAUGGCCUAUGACCGGUUUGUGGCCAUCUGUCAGCCACUGCACUACAUGGUCAUCAUGAACCCCAAGUUCUGUGGAAUCCUGCUCCUGGUAUGCUGGUUAUUGGGUGUUUUUUACUCUCUAUUACUUGACUUACUGAUUUUGCGACUCUCUUUUUGCACAGAUCUGGAAAUCCUUCACUUUUUCUGUGAUCUUAAGCAGGUGAUCCAACUUGCUUGCUCUGAUACCUUCCUCAAUGACCUGGCAGUGUAUUUGGUAAGUGGACUUCUGGGUGUUGUCCCACUCACUGGUAUCCUGUUCUCUUACUCUAGAAUUGUCACUUCCAUUUUGAGAAUUUCAUCAGUGAGGGGCAAGUAUAAAGCAUUUUCCACGUGUGGGUCUCACCUCUCAGUGGUCUCUUUGUUCUAUGGCACAUGCCUUGGGGUGUAUCUGAGUUCUGCUGCUGCACAAAACUCCAGGGCAAGUGCCAUAGCCUCAGUCCUGUACACGGUGGUGACGCCCAUGUUGAACCCCUUCAUCUAUGGCCUGAGGAACAGAGACAUCAAGCGAGCCCUGAGAAAUCUGUUUAGCCGAGAGACAUUGUCUGCAUGUAGGAUUCCUUGUUUCAAGAUAAAGACUUGAGUAACAGGGCUUAAAACCCUGGAAGACCUAGA
Messenger RNA from Leopardus geoffroyi (Geoffroy's cat), 1010 nucleotides. RefSeq names its product olfactory receptor 7A10-like. Lineage: Eukaryota; Metazoa; Chordata; Mammalia; Carnivora; Felidae. The coding region runs from base 10 to 978 and encodes 322 amino acids. Gene Ontology annotation, molecular function: G protein-coupled receptor activity; olfactory receptor activity. The transcript has a single exon. The record is from RefSeq and is a predicted model, not a curated record. Gene Ontology annotation, cellular component: membrane. Gene Ontology annotation, biological process: G protein-coupled receptor signaling pathway.